Molecule: messenger RNA, 3655 nt
Organism: Rosa chinensis
Lineage: Eukaryota; Viridiplantae; Streptophyta; Magnoliopsida; Rosales; Rosaceae
Product: voltage-gated hydrogen channel 1
Exons: 5
Coding region: 2646-3458 (270 amino acids)
Biological process (GO): proton transmembrane transport
Cellular component (GO): plasma membrane
Molecular function (GO): voltage-gated proton channel activity
Source: RefSeq, a predicted model, not a curated record
CUUGACCUACCCAAGAUCUUCUCGUGGUCGAGAUUGAGAGCAACCGCCUACCCUGCCAUUCCUAUUAGACCGAAACAAAUAUGCUUUUGCUUGGCGGCAUUUUGGUCUCAAGCAGGGUGAGCGAGCGAGCCGAGAAUGUGAAGAUGUUGAAAGGUCUCAUUGAAUCUGGGUCCCGAGCCAUUGAUAUUGAGAGAGUUACACUGUGCUCUGAUUGCAGUAUUAAAUCAACUCUCAUCCGGGGCCAUGGUUUCAAGUGCCUGCUAGCCAGUAAGUAUUGGAUCCUUAACAAGCAGUGAAAGUGGAAUAUGUGAUAAAGUACAAAAGAGAUAUCAGAUGUGGCACUGUAUCUGAUCUAUGUGAAAUCUUGUGCGUGUCUAAGCAGGGAAGGAAAAGUGAUACACAUGCACAGCAAUGGCUGCUGAAAUCAUUUUGCUUGUGAUUGUAGAAGAGGGUAGUGGACACUAUUGUUAUCAAUUCAUUUGGAGCAGAGCUGCACAUGGGCUAUCUUAAUGAGACCCUUUCAGUGGCCAAAAAUGUUAAAAUGGUCAUUGGAUCAAUGGGUGCAUGUUGACUCAGGCUUCAAAGUGAGUCCUUCACCUGGAAAAACCACCAAUGCCAUAAAAAGCUCCUAGGUUUAGAGUCUGUCAAGUGUCGAGAUUAAGGUCAUGGAGGUAAUUGCUUCGGUGUGUAUGGGUUUGAAUAGUAAACUCAAAAUGUAACAUGUAAGUUAUCCUCAUUGUUUUACAUUCUCACUGCACCACUUUUUUGAUGGCCUCAUUUUUUCUGUUAAACAAAUUAGGUUCAUGUUCAAGGAAGAUCUUUGAUUUCUCCUACCACAGAGCAGGUUUUAUGGAGAAGAUGCAGAGCAAUGUGAGUAGAGCAGCUAGUCUUCUGCACCACAUUUUAGGUGCUCUUAAGUGUGCUCCAAACUCUUGUUUAGUUUUGUACCAUAUUAUGCACACACAUAUCUAGGUACGUUUUCAUUGGUUUAGGUUUAGUAGUGUUGUAAUUUCUGGGUUUUCAGUUGCAUUUCUGGACAUUCAGUACUCUUGUUGUAGUCAAAAGCUUGGGCAAGUGAAGCGUCAACCUAGAGACAUGAAGUAUAAACUAAAAAAUUGUGUUUAGAGUAUUAGAAUGUCAUGGAAGGAGAAUCAUAGUUCUUAAACAGUUCAAAUGGAUGAAAAUAGUCAUUGGAGGUGACCGACCAAAGUAGGAUAAGGUUAAUUUCUUUACUCUCAAUCGAUAUAUGUAACCCAGUUGCCAUCUUAAUUUGCUGGGGAAACUGGCCUGAGCUUUUUGAUAAAAAGAGAGGGUCUUGGCAUCCUAUGAUUAAAAGUUAGCAUGUUCUGCAAGAAAAUAGCUGGGAUCCCAAAGUGAUCCAAAGAGGGUGUAGUAGAAACCCGUGAAAUGCUAUUUCUCUAGGUAUUCUGGUUUUCUGGACUGUUGUAAGUUGUGGAAAAUAGUCAGAUGGUGAGGUUCCGCAAAACAGUAAAAUACUGAGGUUUUGGGAGGAUGGCUGGGUUGGGGAGGACGUGCAAACAUGGAUUGUGUUUGUACAAUUUGUCAACUACCAUGGCUUGAAUUUCACAUAUGUUUUGAACUCCACACGGAUUUGGGAUUUGGGAUUUGGGGUUUGGGGUUUGGAAGGAAUUUGAUUGACUUGGUGGUGGAGUUGUCUAAUGUUCUUACUAUUGGGAAUUUUGGAAUUUUGUUACAUUGCAGUCUAAAAUUUAAUUUGGAUUUUGAGGUUGGAACCUAGAUUUGAUUUUUCUUGCAAUUCCUACUUUGGAUUUCUUUGUGAUGAUUCCAUCGACCAAGGUUUGAACCCGCGGAAGUAAUUUGCAAAGCAAAAGUUCCUCCCAAGGUCAAGUUACUACUACUUGGAUUGAGCAUCAUCAGAGCUCACAACUUAUGUUUAGUUCAGCAAAAAGGACCAGAUGGCUUUUCCUGUAGCUGCUGCAUCGUGUCUCAGGAGGAGAGAGUCUAAAUCAUUUUCUUAAAUGGUAGAAGAAUCUUUAACGAUCUCUUUGUAACAAUUAGUUUCAUUUAAGUUGCUGAUUUGCGAGUUUAGUAGUAGCCAGUAGAGGUUUUGACUGGGAUAUAAUGUAGGGCUUUGUUAGCCAAUCUAGAAGUAUUUAAUCUUGUAAUUGAGAGAAAUGAGAUCGACAAUAUCCAGAAUUUCCAAUUAAAGAACCUAGACAUUUUUUUCUUUUCUUUUUUUCAUUUUCUCUCAUCUGAUUUCAUUUUCUUCUAUUUGUUUUUUAAGCAUGGUGGCUGCAUCACACAGGCCAGUAACAAACAUUACUUGAUUGGUGGAGAAUGAAACCAAACAGGGUAUAGAACUUUUUGAGAUAUCGUUAAAUCAGCUUACGUAUGUUUGACUGUAUGUAUUCUAGAUCAAUAUACUAUUUCAGGAAAAGAGAACACUUUGAUGCUGUAAGAUACUCCAACAUCUCAAAAGUCUGCCAUGAGUUUCUUAUCCCUUUGCUGCUAAACUAUUUCCCUUGUCUAAGAUGUUCUUCCAAUUUUAAACAUGUUUGUGUGCGCGUGAGCUCGAGGUUUCCUUCUUGUGACAAAGGAAUUGAAGAUAAUGUGCUUUAUGCUUAAAGCAUCCCCAAUGGUGACACAUACAUAAAACGGCAAAUAUGGCAUUCAACGUGACCCCAAAGCAUAAGAACGUCAAGCUUGCACUUCACGCAUCAAUAUCAUUCCCCAAGAAUGGGUCCUCCUCUCAAAUCCAGCAACAGAGACCUUCCACAGAAAACUCAUUCUCUAUAGAGUCUGUCGAAUCCUCGAUACGAAGUCUGUUAAGGAGCUGGUACAGACGGCAGAAAUGGCAAGUUUUAUUCAACUCCACACCACCACAAGAACUUGAUAGAGCUCCAUGGAGAACCCAUCUGGCCAGUUUCCUUGAAUCCACACCAGUUCAUGCAGUUUCUCUCGGUCUCCUCAUUAUCGAUCUCAUCUUCACCAUCCUUGAACUCUCCUCAUCUAUACUUGCUACCAGUUGCAGGCCAAACGAGAACCACAAAGCUACAGAAGAAAUCUGGUACCACUGGGUUGGAGUUGCUAUUCUUACUCUGCUUUCGGCAAAGACUAUUGCCCUUGCUGUGGGGCUCGGCACCACAUUCGUUAGGCGUCCGGGUUAUGUCAUUGAUGGGAUCGUUUUGAUGGGCGCGUUGGGGUUAGAAGUGUUUUUAGACAAGAUAGAGGGUGGGUUGCUUGUUGUGGUCAGUUUGUGGCGAGUUAUUAGGGUAGUGGAAAGUGCAUUUGAGCUGAGUGAUGAGGCCAUUGAAGCACAGAUUGAAGGUCUUGUGUGCCAGUUUGAGAUGUUGAGGGAAGAGAAUAGGAGACUGUUAGAAACCAUUGCUGAGAAAGAUCAGAUUAUCCAGAAGCUCCAGGAAGAUUCAGAUCAAUGUACAUGUUGCUCCAGUCGAAAAUCUUUACCUUAUGAAUGAUAUUGUAAAGGCCUUAAUGUAUCUUUUGGCCAAUAAUUUACAAACCAAAUGAUUAACCAUUCCCAAGUACAAUCAUGUUUUGGUUGUUCUAGGCUGAUUAAUUGAUACUUUAAUUGGGAGAAACAAUUGAAAUACUCUCAUUUCAAGUUUGUAGUUCUGUUGCAUAUGACAUAUCAUUUGAUUCAAGAGUUAACUAA